AUGAAGUUAUUAUUGUCACAAUUAACUAUUCUCUUACUGGUUUUAGUUCAACAGACUUCCGCUUUUUAUUUAUAUGUCACAGGAAGUGAUCGUAAGUGUUUUAGUAAAGAACUUUCAAAAGACACUCUAUUAUCAGGAGCUUAUUCUUUACAAGUUUACAAUUCAGAUUCACAGACCUAUAGAGAUGUUAUUGGAGAUGAAAUCAGUCUUGUUAUUGAUGUGGAAGAAGUUUUUGAUGAUAAUCACAGAGUUGUUCAUCAAACGGGUUCUGCUGUUGGUGAUUUUACAUUUGUUGCAUUGGAUUCUGGUGAACACAAGAUUUGUUUCCAACCGCAAUCCGGCGGCUGGUUGGCCAAGACUAAAUCUAAAUUGGAUAUUCAAUUUGAGAUUGGUUCUAAAUUAGAAUUGGAUUCUAAAAAGAAGGGAACCGUUGCUAACUUGCAUGCUAAAGUUAAUAUUUUAAAUGCUAAAGUAUCAGAAAUUAAGAGGGAACAAGCUUUGGUUAGGGAACGUGAGUCUAUUUUUAGAGACAAAUCGGAAUCUGUUAACGCCCGUGUUGCUUGGUGGUCUAUCAUUCAAUUGAUUGUACUAGCGGUUACCUGUGUCUGGCAAUUGAGGCAUUUACGUACCUUCUUUGUUAAACAAAAAAUUUUGUAG
Saccharomycodes ludwigii is the source of this 657-nucleotide messenger RNA. RefSeq names its product Erp1p (gene ERP1). NCBI's taxonomy places the organism in Eukaryota, Fungi, Ascomycota, Saccharomycetes, Saccharomycodales, Saccharomycodaceae. The record is from RefSeq and is a predicted model, not a curated record. The transcript has a single exon. Bases 1 to 657 code for a protein of 218 amino acids. Gene Ontology annotation, biological process: intracellular protein transport; Golgi organization; endoplasmic reticulum to Golgi vesicle-mediated transport. Gene Ontology annotation, cellular component: COPII-coated ER to Golgi transport vesicle; Golgi apparatus; endoplasmic reticulum-Golgi intermediate compartment.